CACACACAUACACACGCACACACACACAAUAGACAGAACCAACCAGCCAGUGCUUAUCCAGUGCCUGCCCAACCUGGUCCUGCCUUGCCAAAAGCUUCUGAGGCUGACAGCUGACAUGAAAUCAGCGGGAAAAGGAGGCACACUUACUUCGAGUUUCUGAAGAAGAUGAGCAGAAAUGAGCAUCACUGCUGUGACUUACAAGAAAAGGAAGAGAGACGAUGUCUGAGAAAGGGAGGACAGAACUGAGCGGCCUGCAGGGCCAUUAGGCUACAGACAGGACUAGACCGGGUCUAGUCUACUGUUGCACGGAAUACCAACAGCCACGGGCGGACCGGUCGGUUGUUUGUGGCAGAAGCCAGUGGAGAAGUUAUUCACGAUGCAAACAUCUGGUCUGAAGAAGCGUUAAACCGUAGACUCGCCUUUACUUCUGCAGCAUCUGGAGAAGGGUGUGCGUGUGAGCGCGUGCAAGAAAAAAGUGUGUCUGCAUGUGACAGCGUGUUUGUGUGUGUCACUAUGAGUCUGGUCUCGGGCUUCCCUCACCACCCGGUCAUGCACCACCACGACAGCCACCACUACUCCCUGCACGCGGCGGCGGCCGGUCGAUGUCACGAGGAGUCCGGAGCUCCUCCAUACUUCACGAGCUGGCUGAUAAGUCACGCGGAUAUGUCUCCCACCGAGUACAGCCUCGCGCCCGGCUACAGCCCAGAGUACCAUGGCAACAGCGGCGGGUCUACCGGCGGCCUGGACCCCCCUCAUCAUCACCACCACCACCACCACUACGGACCUGGCGGCUUGGUUCCGGGGGCCGGCACCAUCUCGGUGAACGGAACCGUCGGUAUGCACCACCACCACACACAUCCUCGAACCGUGAAGCGGAGACCUACAGCCAACCGUAAGGAGAGGCGGCGAACCCAGAGCAUCAAUUCGGCCUUUGCGGAGCUGAGGGAGUGUAUCCCCAACGUCCCGGCCGACACCAAACUGUCCAAGAUCAAAACGCUACGGCUGGCCACCAGCUACAUCUCCUACCUGAUGGACAUCCUGGACAAGGACGGACAGCACGGGGACACGCAGGCUUUCAAGGCCGAGCUGAAAAAGACGGAGGCUCGGGAGGAGCGGCGGAAGAGAGAGGCGGUGGAAAUCCCGAAAACAACCCCAUCUUCAGCAUCCUCGUCCUCUUCGUCAGCGGGCGAUAAGAAGAGUAAAGGGCGGACAGGAUGGCCUCAACACGUCUGGGCUCUGGAACUCAAACAGUAGUGCUUCUCUUGUUCGGUUCCUCCUGCAGCCGUGUCCCACAGGAGAGUGACGGGACAAUGAUGACACGCUCGGAUGAACUGUAACAGCGGUCACCACCAUUUCUCUGAUGCCUGGGCUGGACGUUGCAUUGUUCUAUAGCUCCAUUCACGCUGCUGUGGUUUCAGGUUAUGUUGCUUAUUGGUUGCAGUUGCUGAUAGAACAUACUUAAGAUUCAUAUCUCCCCAUCUUUCGUCAGCAAAAGUUCUCUCUGCCGUUUUGUUCCACGUAAGGUUUGAACCGAAUUUCCUCCUUAUAUUUGACUUCGACAAAAUAAUGAUGAUAAUAAUAAUAAUAAUAAUAAUAAUAAUAAUAAUAAUAAUAAUAAUAAUAAUAAUACAUAAAACAUAAAACAUAUUCCAUGUUAUUUUGUAAAAGGUUGAAUCCAGAUUUUAAUGAAGAAAAAACACAUUCAAAGCAAAAUAUAUGUAUUUACGGGGUCAACAAAUGGAAUUAUUGUAAAUGUGUCAUUCAUCAUUCCCCUAUCAUUGAAGAUGUAAAUUACAGUGUUUAUGGGCUCAAACAGGUUCAAAUGACUCAGAUGAGCUCGUGAAUAAGUUGGAUCCAGUGUGACACCCAGCAGGCAUCCAGCGGAUCCAGUGUCGCGGAGGUGUGUCUGGCUCCCUCUUCUUUUGGUUUCUCUUGACCCGGUCUGAUGAGUCGGACCUCCUCGGUGGGCGGGAUCUGCGUGGGCAUAUCACAGUUAUGUUCUACCAGGUCUGUACGCUGCCACUGAGCAAAUGAGCUUUAUGCCACUGCUAGUUUGUCAACAGAGUGCGAAAAAGUUGUUCCUUUCGAGGAGAACAGGAUACGUACACACACAGCCACACACGCACGCACACACACGUGCGCGGAUGUUGAAGUGGUCUCUGCUUUAGGCUAUUUAAUGGAAUAUAUUUAUGUGCAAUGUGGCCAUCUUUGAUUAACUCUAACGACACAGUAUGUGAAGUUCUCUCUCUCUCUCUCUCUCUCUCUCUCUCUCUCUCUCUCUCUCUCUCUCUCUCUCGCAGCUUUGGGUUGUAAAUGUAAUGAUGUAACGGUGAUGACGAAGUGUCCAUGUUUUGGUGUGAAACUGUGAUGGAAGACUAAUUAAUGCUUAAUGUGGGAUGUAAACAGUUUCAUUAAUUGAAUAAAAGUACUACCUGGUUAACUGA
Acanthopagrus latus (yellowfin seabream) is the source of this 2444-nucleotide messenger RNA. RefSeq names its product heart and neural crest derivatives expressed 2 (gene hand2). The record is from RefSeq and is a predicted model, not a curated record. NCBI's taxonomy places the organism in Eukaryota, Metazoa, Chordata, Actinopteri, Spariformes, Sparidae. The transcript is spliced from 2 exons. Bases 514 to 1254 code for a protein of 246 amino acids. Gene Ontology annotation, molecular function: protein dimerization activity; DNA-binding transcription factor activity, RNA polymerase II-specific; RNA polymerase II transcription regulatory region sequence-specific DNA binding. Gene Ontology annotation, biological process: regulation of transcription by RNA polymerase II; heart development.